This is a messenger RNA of Coccomyxa subellipsoidea C-169, 1098 nucleotides long. RefSeq lists its product as hypothetical. The transcript is spliced from 4 exons. Lineage: Eukaryota; Viridiplantae; Chlorophyta; Trebouxiophyceae; Coccomyxaceae. The record is from RefSeq and is a predicted model, not a curated record. Gene Ontology annotation, molecular function: protein binding. The coding region runs from base 204 to 620 and encodes 138 amino acids.
AAGUCUCUUUAGAGUACAGGUGGGAGCACAGUCUUGCAUCUUCAGCUUCGGCAACGCUGCAGACCUUUCUGUACAAAUUUUCCUUGAGGAAAUAUUGCACUCUUCGAGAGUUCAUUCUUCUGUCAGAGGCACCUCUUAUUAGGUUACAAUGUACAAAACAAGUUUGUAAUAAUUGCUGAUAAUAGCUGGCAUGUAGUUUCGGGAUGUGUUCUCACAUUAUCCUCACCACUUCAGUCAUCCUUUCCUCGGUGCUAUAUUGGAGCACGCUCCAAGCGGUGUCCUGCGAACACAAUGUGAUCAUCCCGUCAGAGGGAUAUGAGAGAUUAGGACAACAUGAAUCUGCAGCCAGGCACUACUUCUGGAAUACGGUGACUGGAGAUGUGCAGUGGGACGAUCCUGGCGAUGUCCCAUUCGAGACAGCAAGUGGGCUGCUGUACUGGGUUGGCAAGGAUGGGCAGCAGGAGUACAGUGAUAAAGAGGCACUGCAGUAUACAUGGGUUGAGGGCUGGAGUGAGCAGUACGAGCGACCAUUUUUUUACAAUCAGGACACAGGAGAGUCAGUGUGGGACCGCCCACCAGAUCUGGCCUGGCGACGGGUGUCAGUUCCAGAGGAGCUGUGAUUUGGGAUGAGCGCCACCUUGUGUUUGAGUGCCCUGCCUUGCAAUCUGUUCGGGACAGAUAUCCUGGGCUGUUUGGUGCAGCCAUUGUGACGAUGCAGCAAUUCAUGUGGCAGUUGGACAUUGUUGGUGUUGCACAUUUUGUGAUGGAUUGUUUUGAUUAUUUGGAUGCUGCCAGUUCAUCCAAUCAGCCCUAGGCGGCUGGAGUGAUGUAAUCUUCCUUCCUUCCUUCCUUUGUCCAUAAUGGCGUCCAGAAGACAACAAAUGACCUAUAUAAGUAUGUUUUAAUGCAUGCGCAGAUUUUAUGUUGUACCAAUAGCACUCAUUGUCCACCUGGACACCUGGACGGUUCCACUAUCAGGAACGUGAUAGCUACUAGCUAUAUAGGAAUGAUUUAGGAAGAUUGUUUUGACUGAUUUGAUGUGUUUUGUUUCUGGAUUUGCUGCUAUGUCUGCUGCUCUCAUGUAAUGACUGUUGAUGC